Molecule: messenger RNA, 2594 nt
Organism: Argiope bruennichi
Lineage: Eukaryota; Metazoa; Arthropoda; Arachnida; Araneae; Araneidae
Exons: 2
Coding region: 274-1926 (550 amino acids)
Source: RefSeq, a predicted model, not a curated record
CCAUCGGUUCAGACGUUCUAGAAGUGCGCCUGCUGUCGUAUUCGAUUUUUACAAUUUAUAACGGUUUAAUUUUUGUCGGUAAUUGUUGAAUAGUUCUUCGAUACCAAUUGAUUUCUGGCUAGAAUGAAAAUCAGUGGCUUCUAUUUCGAAUCUACAAAGAUCCGACCUUGAAAAUGAAAUAGAUUCUCCAUAAUGCAGGACAGGUAGAGGUAUCGCAGCGAGCAGACGGAAGUGAUGGAAUGUUUUGAGCAAUGUCAACAUGUGCCGUAAUAUAUGAAGCAUCCCAAAAAGAUGGAGGAUCGGAAAAAUCUGGAAACAAACCCUAAUAAACUUAAGAUUAUUGACAUGGGAAAUAACUGUCAUGUAAUUAUACAAAUUCCUGAUCAGCCAGACAGUGUAAUGGCAAUGGGGUUUGAUAUCAGCAGCCUGCAUUUCAUGUCGCUUCAAGAGCUUGCUAUGAGGAGAUUGGCUGUACAGUUGUGCAGUCACCGUAAAAUGCUUGCGUAUGCUGUGCAAACCGAUUCAGCGUCGCGACGUCAAAAGGAACACGAAACAACGAUGUACGAUUUGUUGAAAGAUCUUCUAUCUGAAGCUAAGGUUCCACAAACGUUGAAACACGAGUUAUUCAGUUUAAUGAAAUCUGUUUCCAGAGAAAUAAUAAAAUGGUUGGAUCUCCAUGAAAAUUAUUUAGGUCCGUGUAACCUAAACGAAAUGGAGAAUUUGGAACACCUGUGCUGGACUAGCUUGGGGAGUGUGGAUUAUCGGGAAACAGCCGCAGCACUCAUUCGUCACGAAAAGCUGGGCGUGACACAAUGUUACAAGCUGGCUUGUCUGUACUGCUUGGAAGAGGACAUCAGAGAGCUUUGGCGAAAGAUGCCCGAAAAAACCAAAAAGUCCUAUUAUGAUGCCAAAUCUGCGAAUCUCGAGCAGCCAGAUUUAGUUAUUAUUUGGACUUUUAUCUUAAAAGAUAAAGUAAAAAAAUUUCUUAGAUAUCUUGAAGAAAAAGGGAAAUUCUACCCCUCCAUUAACCACCUAGCGUUCGAAUGUGCUGCAACCCAUGGUUACAAAACGGCUGCUCAGUAUUUUUAUGAAAAGUUAAAGUUCGAAGAUCGAGAAGAACCGCUGAUGAAUACCGCCAUGGCUGUAGCAGAUGAACGUUCAACCGAUUUUUAUUCUUACAUGGAGGAACGCCAAGAAUUUGGCGACGUUUUGAGCUAUUUGUUGUCCGUGAUGCAGCCGUAUGAGCAGAAGAUCUUGCUUUGGUACCACCCUUGUGAGAUCUUGAAGUGCGCGCUGGAUUGGCCCAGGCAUGAUGCCUUUAUCGAGCUUGCAAAAUCCGCAUAUCCUUUCCUUUCAUUACACACUUACAUCCGGGUGCUUUUCAAUCUAUCUCGAAACAGUUCCUGGGGAUAUAAUCAUUCAAAAUUAUUUCAGGAAUUUUUACUGCUCGAACCCGUUGAUUUCAGUUUAGCGCUGAUAGUCUACAACGACAUUUUGCGAGAUUUUAUCCGAAGUGACGACAUAGAAACUGUCAAAUUUCUUUUCAGACAUCUGGAAGCUCAGGGAAAAGAUGAUCCUAUUUUGGGGUCUACAGGGAGUUUCAUUAACUACGAACUAAUCAAGGAGGGUAAGUGGGAUUUGAUGAAUCUUUUCAUCGAAGAGGCGCAUCUGUCCAAAGGAAGCAGACGGAGGAAUGUGAAAUUUUUCAGUGAAAGCAGUGGAUUACAUCUGGACAAGGAAGAAAUCCAGGGUCUCAUAGACCUCAAAAAUUACACUGUAGAAGAUAUAGGCACUUUAGAAGAUGUCAAGAAUAACACUGAUCUUGAAAUUCAAGAAGAAGAAAGAGAAAGACCGAAGGCUGUAAAAAAACUUUUAAUUCCUUUAAAAACAGUAUACGAUAAGUGUGUUAAUUUUCUUUUUCAAUAAAUCUAUGCAUGCCUAUUUUGUAAAUUGCAACUAGUAUCAUUGUUGUAUGACAUCGCAAAGCAAAUACUUUACCCUUUAAAUGUGGCGAUUUUUAAAACUGUUUUCCUGUGAAAGCUAAAAAUUUAUUCUAAAAAUAAUUUAUUUUGCCUGAAAAUUGAAUUUGAAUUUAUCUCGAGGAAUCAAAUUCUUUUAACAUUUCAUUUGUUUCUUCCAAGUGUCCGUGCAUAAAGUAUGCCUACACAUUUGAUGUUUGGUGCAUGUUCGUGUAUAGAUGUGUAGGAAUCUUGGUAUGAAUUUUUUUGAAAUUGUUAAUUUUGAAACUGUCAGAGAAAUUUUAAGUGCAAUAAAAUUUUGUAACAUGCAAAUUAUAUCAUUGUUGUGUGACAUCACACAGCAAAUACAAUACUUUGUAAUUCGGCGAUUUUUGAAACGAAUGUCGUGCGAAAAUCUUAUUCUAAAAAUAGCUAAAUUUUAUGAGAAAAUUUAAUUUGAAUUUAUCUGGAGGAAUCACGUUUUAUUAACAUUUUAUUUGUUCUUUCCAAGUAUUCUUGCAUAAUAUAUUAUUAAAUGUCUGUCAGCACAUUUGAUGUUUGGUGUAUGUUAUGUUAGUGUAUAGACGUGUACUGAUCUUGAUAUUGAUUACCUUGAAAUUGUAUAUGUUAAAACUG